AUGUUCAAAGAUAAAGAGAACCAAAGACCAACUCCGGAACUAACCCCUAGUUCUUCUGCAGGCUCCGGGUUUGUCACGGAGCCUAACUCUGUUGGUAACGGGCCUAGCAAUACCCCUGGGCUACCGCUUUUCACAUUGCCGCAAAAUCACCCGCAUGCGCAAGGUUCCAGAUCUGGAAAUGUUCCUACAACUAAUCCGCGAACGGUUCAGCAGUCUUCAAGAACUUCUCGUAAUCUUCUACCUACAUUACCACUGCCCCCUGCGCCGCGCUCGUCUGGCUCCUCCACGGGAUCCUCAUCCUCACUGAGCCCUAAGAAACGAGACAUUGCCGACAAGCGCACCAGUACUGAACAUCGGGCUAGUACUGAACACCUUCGGGGCAACACAGAAGAGCUCGUUAAGAAAUAUACCCCGAGUGAAUACACACCUGCAUCCCAGCGGAAUUUUUAUAAACCAAACGAACAGCCUACACUGGUUCCUAAAAAUACGACAAACAGCAUUGCCAAGCAAAGACCAAAGAGCGCCUAUAUACCCUCAUUAGAAGCUUCAACUGGGCAUAGUGCAGAUUCUCCAAGAAGGACCAGUCUCGAGCUACGAGAGGGCUGGGAAAAGAAGCGACCUGAUGCAUCCAAGGACGGCAGCGGCAGCAGCAGCAGCAAGAAUUCAUCAACCAGCAGUCAAGGUAGCCUGAAGAGCGAGAAAACUGGUGCAGGGUUAGAUUUGGCCGGCAUUGAUAUUGCGUUUGAAGCAUUACUUGACUCCCGCGGCGUCCCAACGAACAUGCGCGAUCGCAUGCGCAGUCUUGAUAUUAGGGUUAAACAGGAGUUCAUUCGUAAGGAGGCUCAGAUGGAGAAAUCCGCGGAAAAGAACACCGCAUCUUUUGCGGGCAUGGGUAUCUUUGGGAAGAGACCUCAAACAUCACAUAACAUGAAGACCGAGGCUAGGCCAAAAUCAUCCAAAGGAUUGGAUGUGAGUCCACCAGCACCGCCAAGUCCUGUUAAGAAAGCCCGUCCAAGAAGUCGCACAUUUGUUGGCACUUCAAGAGAAAAGGAACAUUCUAGUACAACAACGGCACCAAGCUCGCCUGCCAAAAAGAAGACUGCUGAGGUAGCUCCCCCUCUUGAAAAGAGUAUGAGAGUAAAGGGUGUGAUUUUUCCGCCUGUUACAGCAGCCUCGGCCAUGAAUAAUGGUCCUACGCCUCAAGUAAUGGUAGCAACUCUCAUACCAGAAGAAUGGGUCGAGUGGCUAGAGGAAGCUGGAAUACCAAAGAACAUGGGCAACAAGAUGUUUGCAGAAGACAUUGAUGGAAAGGGCCCUUCAGGGAGCGGUGAAAGGGGUAUGAAGGACGUUGAAGUCGCUAAAUUACAUAAGCUCAGACUGAUUCUGAGAAACGAACGUCUAAAAUGGGUGGAAAAAUUCGUUGAGUUGGGGGGUAUGCAGGCGGUUUGGGGUGUCCUUGAACGUGUUCUCGGUGUUGAAUGGAGGGAGGAGCAUGAGGAUAUGUUGCUUCACGAGCUCCUUCUCUGUCUUAAAGCUCUCUGCACCGCCACAUCAGCUCUCAGAAAGCUAUUAGAUAUGGAGGAAACAGUCUUUCCACGUCUAAUUGAGCUGUUAUUCGAUGAGGAGAAAAAGGGCCCAUCAGAAUUCACCACUCGUGGCCUCAUCAUUCAGUUGCUUUUCACCCAUCUUUCUACUGCAACUGUUAGUCAACGUCCUGAACGAGCUCGCCGAAUCUUGGAAUACCUUGCGGAUAAACUUCCAAACGAAGACAAACGUCCAAUCGAAUUCAUUGAAGCAGCACAUACAAGAAGACCUUACAAGAGAUGGUGCAAAGAGGUCGUUAAUGUUACUAAAGAAGUCUUUUGGAUUUUCCUGCAUGGGACAAAUGUAAUUCCUCUUCCGACCUCCUACAACCCCGCUAGUGAACGUGAAAGCUACAUUUCACUUCACUUCCCCGCUGAACGCCCACCGGUUCCAGCCGCCCCAUAUGUGGGUGGGGUCGAAUGGGAGGCAACAAACUAUCUUGCCAAUCAUUUGGAUCUUUUGAACGCAUGUAUUGCGAGUCUGGAAACCAGAGAACAGAGGAACAAUCUUCGACUUGAUCUCCGAAAUUCUGGGUGGGAAAAAGCACUGGGUGGCAGUUUACGGACCUGCAAGGAAAAACUUCAUACAGCUCUCCACGAGGGGCUUAAGACAUGGGUUGCCGCUGCCGCUGCUGAUGAUUGGGAGGUGGCCGAUGUACGGUUCGGGCCAAGGUUUGAGCGAGUCUACCAUCACAAAGAGGUUAAUGACAAAGAGGCGAGAAGAGAGCGGAGGAAGAAGAAGGAGCUCGCGCAACAACAACAGCAGGAAGAGCUUAAAGUUGAGCUCCCACGAUUAAGCUUCGACCAGGGCAAUGGUGGAGCCGAAAGUGGAGAGUGGCUUUACUAA
Morchella importuna is the source of this 2430-nucleotide messenger RNA. RefSeq lists its product as uncharacterized. Gene Ontology annotation, biological process: actin cytoskeleton organization. The transcript has 3 exons. The record is from RefSeq and is a predicted model, not a curated record. Bases 1 to 2430 code for a protein of 809 amino acids. Lineage: Eukaryota; Fungi; Ascomycota; Pezizomycetes; Pezizales; Morchellaceae. Gene Ontology annotation, molecular function: actin binding; small GTPase binding.